AUGGCACCUGUGGCGCUGCCAACAAUCGACAAACAUGCUGGAACAACUCGUUUGUCAACUGCGGUAGUGGAUAUGGGUAUUGCGGCGCGAGUGGCGCAUACUGCAACCCAGAGACCUGCAGUUCGAAUUACGGCACUCGUGGUGGAUAAUCCAGUCCGAGCUCAACUGCCAGCCCAGCGCCGUCCCCCAUCGCUUCCAUCUCCAAACCCUCCACCACAACCGGUCGUGAACCGUGUCACCAACUCCUCAUUCGGGCAGGAUAUUUCACGUUGGGGCGAUUCAAGCGGAAUGGGGGCCAGCGCGGGGGUAUCCGCCGUCAGCCCGCACACGGGAAAAUACUCGUACCAGGUCAAGGGCAACUGUUUGGGCGGCAGGUCCGGAUCUUAG
This is a messenger RNA of Pyricularia grisea, 387 nucleotides long. RefSeq lists its product as uncharacterized. The record is from RefSeq and is a predicted model, not a curated record. NCBI's taxonomy places the organism in Eukaryota, Fungi, Ascomycota, Sordariomycetes, Magnaporthales, Pyriculariaceae. Bases 1 to 387 code for a protein of 128 amino acids. The transcript has 2 exons.